Messenger RNA from Colletotrichum destructivum, 1269 nucleotides. RefSeq names its product Putative SET domain-containing protein. Lineage: Eukaryota; Fungi; Ascomycota; Sordariomycetes; Glomerellales; Glomerellaceae. The record is from RefSeq and is a predicted model, not a curated record. Bases 1 to 1269 code for a protein of 422 amino acids. Gene Ontology annotation, molecular function: protein binding. The transcript is spliced from 3 exons.
AUGCAUUACGGUAAUGUUCUGGUUCUUGUCGCGGUGAUUUACACUGUACAAGUAUUUUGUAGCGAUCCAUCUAUUCUGCACAUGCCAAAUGGUGGGCAAGAUGCUCAGAAACUUGUCGCCAGCAAGGAUGGUACCGGACUGUGCUACCCUCGAGGACAGCUCGGCUUUGAUCUUCACACUCUGCAGCAGCACAACAGGUCGGCUGACCAACAGUCCGCCUGUGUUUGGUCAGACAGCCGCAAACAGCAUUACUGUGUGUUUGCAGAUCCACAGUUCGACUACGGAAAGGGCAUAACCAUGAUAACGACGGCUGAGCGUGCCCGGCAUAUUUUCAAGUCCAAUGCGUCUGUGGCAAACCGUACCAGCUCUGCCCGCGUGUCACUGUUCAGAACCAAUGCCAGCGGUCGCAAAGGUCGAGGCAUAUGCUCAAACAGCCACAUCCCAGCAGGCAGUCUCAUCACUCAAGAGUCACCAAUCCUUUUCCUAGACGCGAAUUGGAUGGAGAACACGAUGUCUGAAGAGGAUCUUGAUACGCUCCAAGCAUUAGCUAUCGAAAAACUACCAGAAAUCACCCGCCAAGCAGUUCACGAGCUCUACGGAGGCCCAGAUACAGACAGCCUCAAGGAAAAGAUUUGGACGAAUGGAUAUGGAGUCUCCGGUGGGCCUACAAAGAACUGGCCAGGGUUGAAUGACGAGAUGGAUUCCGGCAUGAUUGCGGUUCAUGCGAAUAUAUCUCUGACGGAACGACAGAAGAUAAACCAUAGUUGUCGCCCGAACGCGGCGCCUCAAUGGAACUGGGAUAUCUUGGCACACAAGUUAUACGCAGUCCGCGACAUUGCUCCUGGGGAAGAGAUUACUAUGCCCUAUUUUGAUACUAUAAAAACCUUCCAAGAGCGUCAACACCAUUGCAAGGCUAGCCAGUUUGCCGACUUGUCCGACGAUCGUAUCAACGAGAUUGUGUUGCUGGAACAGUCUCUGGAAAAUAGGCAAAUCGCACCGGCCGAACCAACAGCAAUGGCCGAGUUGCUAGUCAGUCUAUACAAGCAAGAGGGUCUGGACUCCUUUAUUAGCAAGGCAUAUGCAAUUGCUGCACGCGAAUGGAAUGGUGCAGGUUAUGAGUAUCAAGCACGUUCAUGGGCAUAUCAGAGUGUCAAGGCUGGUCUGAUCGCUGGUUCAGUAGGAUUGAAGCAGGGGGAUCUGGAGGAUAUGGAAGCGUUGUUGGAUGGGGCAAGGAAGCAUUGGUCCUGGAGAUACCGAGUACACCAGUAG